Messenger RNA from Dimorphilus gyrociliatus, 1510 nucleotides. NCBI's taxonomy places the organism in Eukaryota, Metazoa, Annelida, Polychaeta, Dinophilidae. The record is from the annotation of a GenBank genome assembly.
CGAUGAACGACCUACCGAUUUGUAUUCAGGAGGAACCGUUCUCUAUGAGAAAUAUAUUAAAUAAUGGAACAUCGGAUGUUGUCCAGUAUUCUACACCACCUUCAACCUAUGAUAUAUCUUAUCCGUAUCAUUUUACGGAUAACUAUUCCGAAUAUCAAAACGGAGAUGUCUAUCCAAGAAUAACCGCUUCUUAUUUUAAUAACGAAUCUCAGUAUUAUGGCAAUAGAGAUUCAAGCUUUCUUCCUACUCCCCCACCAUCGAUUUCAACGGCUAAUCAGACGCCAAAGAAAAAAUCUGAUGCCGAUAAUCCAAUGUCAAAAAUUGAUCCAGAAGAAUGUCAUCUGCUGAGGCAAAGAUCAAAACGUAAACCUCGAGUUUUAUUUUCACAAACUCAAGUUUUUGAAUUAGAAAGGAGAUUUAAACAGCAAAAGUAUUUAAGUGCACCGGAAAGAGAUCAAUUAGCAAGGGCUCUUAAAUUAACGUCUACUCAGGUUAAAAUCUGGUUUCAAAAUCGUCGUUACAAAAUGAAAAGACAGAAGCAAGACAGAACUUUAGAGUUAACAGCAAUGCAAUCUCCAAGAAGAGUAGCCGUUCCCGUAAUUGUAAGAGACGGAAAAAAUUGUGUCGGAGCACCAACGUAUCAAACAUCCUUCUUCUCUGGAUAUCCGCCCCCGCCUCCACCUAUACACCCAUCUCCACAUGCUCCACCAACAUCGUCGGAACUUUAUAUGUCAAGUAUUCAUCCUAACGGCAUAAGAGCUUGGUAAUUGGUUAUUUUUUUGGCGGGAAAGUUACAUAAAAAUAGCAAAUAUUUAGUUAAAGAAUUAAAAAAAAACGUAUUUUUAAACUUUCAAGAGGAAAAAAACUGCAGAGUAUAAAAGAUAACGAAUAUUACUUAAAAACGUCUAUGCCUUUUAUGUACUUUAAAAGAUGGUGUAGGUGUGUACAGAGCUUUAUAAUUGGAUAAAAUAUUAUAUUUAUAUUUAUAUAUUGUAUAUUUUCAUAGCUACAUGAAUGUUUAAACGUCGUCUCUGUCUCUCAUCUGUAUUUCGCCACUUCUCUCUCUCUCUCUCUCUCUCUCUCUCUAACUCUCUCGCUCUAUCUAUCCAUCUAUCUCAAUCCAUCUCUCUCUAUCUACCUAUCCUUUUUCCUAAUACUCUUUAUUUUGUUGUAUAAUUAAUUAAAAAAUAAAAAUAUAGAGAAAAAAAUAUCCAUUAUAAUUAGAAAAGGUUAUCCAUUAAUUUGUUAAUUUAUUGAUCAUUUAGCACUUUAAUACUUUCUUGUUUUUAUUUAUUUUGUUACUUAAAAUAAAAUUAUUUCAAUAAGCUAAAAAAUAAGAGAAAAUUGUUAUCGUGUUAAACGUUCACUCGUAUCCUUUUACCGUGUCAUCUUUACGCCUUAAGAAUAUCGUGUCAAUUGUCAUAAAGUAAUGUUUAUACAGUAUCAUUCAACAACAAGAAAUAUAAUAUGAACUAUAUACAUGCUAAUCUGUUUUACAUUUAAAAGAGAA